Messenger RNA from Lottia gigantea (owl limpet), 1296 nucleotides. RefSeq lists its product as hypothetical. The transcript has a single exon. The coding region runs from base 1 to 1296 and encodes 431 amino acids. Gene Ontology annotation, cellular component: membrane. Lineage: Eukaryota; Metazoa; Mollusca; Gastropoda; Lottiidae. Gene Ontology annotation, molecular function: neuropeptide receptor activity. The record is from RefSeq and is a predicted model, not a curated record. Gene Ontology annotation, biological process: neuropeptide signaling pathway.
AUGGAAACCAACUUUACAGCAUUAGAUUAUACUACAAACGCCACCACCACCAGUUUGAACGCUAGUUCCAGCUAUACAACUGGCGGAAUUGAGACCUUUUCCAGUUUAGAUGGUUUUAUCACUGACUCCUGCAAUAUGACGCCAUCUGGUUCGACCAAUUGGGAUUUGUUGUUAGCAAUCGAGGAAAAGAAGACGAACAUGUUGAUUUCCACAUUGAUUUACAUGUCAGUGUUGAUGGGUCUGGGAUUCCUGGGCAAUACAUUGGUAAUUGUGGUCUACACAGUCCGCAUCCAGAAGGGAACAACCCGUAUCUUCAUCCUGGCUCUAGCCGUGGCGGAUAUCUUGAACAACAUGCUCGGAAUGUCAGGAGAGAUCAUCGACAUCACCCAACAUUUCACCUUCACCAGCUCGGUGAUGUGUCGCUUCAUCCGCUUCAACAACUACAUCACCGUCUUUUCGUCUAUUUUCAUCCUCAUUGCCGUCGCCAUAGAUCGAUAUCGACGAGUUUGUCGGCCUCAUUCCAAACAGAUCACCGUUUGCGGUGCCAAGGCUAUGGUGGCAUUUGCAGUCUUCUUUGCCUCAUUGAUUACUGUACCUGCUUUGAUACUGAAUGGAGUUAGAGAGUUCGUUUUGGAAGAAUAUUGUAUCGAAGCCUACGAAUGUACCUUCAUGAACGCUUGGAACGAUACCCCAUAUCCACAUAUCUUCAUCGGCACACAAUUUUUGAUGUUCGUGGCUUCGUGCUGCAUUGUACUCAUUCUGUAUAUAUUGAUCGGGCGAACCAUUUUCAUCCACAGCCGCUUCAGUUUCAGAGACAGCUUUUUACGGAAGAAGAAGAACAAGGUGGAAAUCGCGCAAAUCGUACCACUUGCUGCAAAUCCGGUCUCAUAUGCAGCUGCGUCACGAAUAGCAGAACCGAACGAUUCGGCAAGCGACGCUCCUUCCGGUUACGGCGAGAGUGAAGCGGACGCUCUGAACAUCGCCAGGAAAAGCAUCCUCAUCACCAGAAAGCGCAAGAUACAAAAAUCCCGAAAGAUUAAAAACCGUACGACGUUGAUGUUGGUUGCCAUUUCGUUGGUCUUCAUCCUCAGCUGCCUGCCAUACCUGAGCAUUUCUGUUAUGAAGAGACUAGACUCUGAGUACGUCUCUUCUUUGACGGAAUUUCAGUUGAAAGUCCAUAACAUCUUCUUGAGGUCCUACUUCAUCAACUCCGCUGCCAAUCCCAUCAUCUAUAGCUUCUUCAACGCACGAUUUAGAACCGAGGUUAUGGGGCUCUUUUGUCCUUCGCGAUAUUAA